AUGGAUUCCAGGCAAAUCUUCAAAGCUGCUGGAUUCGUCAUCUUGACAUCCAUUGCCAUUCCUGCCAAUUUGCUCGUCUGUAGCACCUUCCUGCACUCCUUACUGAUGGACGGCAAACUCCUUACCACUGACAUCAUCUUGUGCCACCUGGCCUUUGCAAACCUGAUGGUGACUUUCACACGUGGCAUCCCGCAGACGUUGACCGCCUUUGGAUACAGAAAUCUCUUUGAUGAUAUUGGGUGCAAAUUGAGUCUUGUGUGCUUUCGCAUUUUCCGAGGUCUCUCCAUCAGCCUCACCUGUCUGCUCAGUGCCUACCAGGCUAUAGCAGUUUCCCCGGCGUCCUCCAGGCUGGCCCUGCUAAAGCUCAGGAUCCCCCAAUACCUAAUUCACAUCAUAACAUUCCUCUAUGUGCUUUGGUAUGCUUUAAAUGCUGACACAGUCUUGUAUUCGGUGUCCACCAUUGUCAACAAUACUGUUCCUCCAUAUACUUUCAAUUUACAAUACUGUUUUGUCAUCUACCCUGAUUACAUUAUUUUUUUUAUUCAGGGACUAAUAAGUCUAUUUAGUGACCUUACCUUUAUACUAUUAAUGACCGUGAUGAGUGCAUACAUUUUGUUACUUCUUUAUUUCCAUAGCAAAAAGGUCAAGAGCAUCCGGAGCUCAGAUCAUAAAUCAGGACAGACACCGGAAACGAAAGCCUCCCGAGCUGUGGUCACCUUGGUCAUCCUCUAUAACACCUUCUAUGGAAUUGACAAUGCCAUCUGGGUUUAUUCUCUGACUGUUGUGAGAGUGGUGCCACUUUUGUCUGACAUCCGUGUUUUUUUUGCCACCCUUUACACCUCGGUGUGCCCCAUUGUGGUCACCAUCACCAAUCCUAAGGUUAAAAACAAACUAAAAGUAAUUAAACCAGGAAGAUCGACUCAUGUGGCAGAGAUGGUCACCUCAGUAUCAUAAGAAGGGGAUUUUUGUUGUUGUUUUCAUACAUUUUCUAAACUUUGCCCUGGUCAGCAUCACAGGGGUAAUAAAUUCACAUUUCAAAACUGCACCCUUUGGUG
Erpetoichthys calabaricus (reedfish) is the source of this 1055-nucleotide messenger RNA. Its product is annotated as olfactory receptor class A-like protein 1. Gene Ontology annotation, molecular function: pheromone receptor activity. The record is from RefSeq and is a predicted model, not a curated record. Bases 1 to 954 code for a protein of 317 amino acids. The transcript has a single exon. NCBI's taxonomy places the organism in Eukaryota, Metazoa, Chordata, Cladistia, Polypteriformes, Polypteridae. Gene Ontology annotation, cellular component: membrane. Gene Ontology annotation, biological process: G protein-coupled receptor signaling pathway.